Molecule: messenger RNA, 1626 nt
Organism: Ambispora gerdemannii
Lineage: Eukaryota; Fungi; Glomeromycota; Glomeromycetes; Archaeosporales; Ambisporaceae
Source: the annotation of a GenBank genome assembly
AUGCAGACUAAAAUCAUCAUCUGUCAUACUUAUUACCUCAGCCAAGAAAUCCUACAAAAAGCAAAAGAAAAUGGAAUCAAAAUUGAUCUUGAUGAUCAUAUCCACGAGCAAGAAAUUGAAGCGUACAUUCACGACGGAACCACAUAUCAACUUCGAUAUCGAAUAAUCGAGCAAAUCAAAAUCCAAUUCGUCUGUGAAAUCCAAUACGAGAAACUUAAAAGUUUCUUCCAAAUCGACGGAACUAAUAUUCUAAAACUAUAUCUAAAGAAUUAUAUUCACGAAUGGAUCAACUAUCAUCAACACAGAAUACCAGCCUCAGAAGAUAGUCAAAGAAGUAUUUUUUAUCAUAUUAAAAGAAAAUGCCCAGUUGAAGCUCGAGAUCAUUUCUUAAAUGAAUAUUUGAGACAACUCAAUAAAGAUAUAUAUUAUUUCAGAGAGCAAUAUAUUCAGCCCAUCUAUGAUAACACUGCGACUGAAUUAUUUGAAAUAAAAAAACAACAAAGAAAUGAAAGUUCUCUAUUUGCGUCCAGCUCGGAAGGAUCGAAUAAGGAUAUCAACGAAGAACAAUUCGAUCACGAAUUGACUACAUUAAUAGAAAGGAUUUCAACACCAAUCAUCAGCCAGGAAAUAUUCGAUCAAUCUAACGAUUCACUUGAAAAUCUGUCUAAAUUUGAUAAAUUCGCAAAGAAAAAUGCAGAAUUAAUAGUGAGAAUACAAAAUGAAAUAAACAAAUUAAAAGCAAUGACUACCUUUAACCAAACUGAUGAAUGGGAAAAUCCUUUUGUAAGAGAAGAAAUUGGAUUCCGAACAGAAGAGGAAGAAAACAAUCAAUGUUUUCAGCAAUCAAGCUUCGCUAAGGAAGCAAAUCAAGAAAGCCGACUAUCAGAUUCAGAAUCGAUAGAUAAACCUUCCAAACAGACAUCGAGUAAAGAAAAACAAAAAUACCAAGAGGAAAGUUCAAAAAAGAAUAAUAAGAAACAUAAUAAAAAUUCAAAAAAUUCACCACCAGACUCAGGAUCAGAUUCAUCUGACACAGACAAACUAAGAAAAUUCAGUAUUCCCAAAUUUUCUCAGAAUGUACCAACCAAUGCCACUCACAUCUUAAAGGAACACAAAAUUCCAUUAUUUUAUGAAGACGACGAUGAAGAAGAUCCAACUGAAUGGUUACAAGACUUGAUAAAAGUGUUGCAGCUUGUUGGGCUAGAUAAAAAGCUACAGAAAAAAGUGUUUAGUACAAGAAUUAACACCCUUACUGAAGCUUAUAAAAAAGCAAAAGAAACCAAAAUAAUGCUUAUCUAUAAUGAUUUCACCACCAGCGUUAAUGCAGUAUUGGAUGAUGAAAUGGAAAAUGCUGACAGAAGAAGAAUAAAAUAUUUGGAGAAAACCAUCCAAAUAUUGGUAGCUGAACAGAAAGAAAAUCAGCAUAUCGAAAGACCAACGGAUGAUAAAAAGAAAUGCCAUUAUUGUGGAAGAAAAGAACAUUUGAUGCGAGAAUCAACAUCACGUAUUACUCAAAGAACUUAUCUUAACAUAGAACCAACGGAGGAUGAUUCUACUAUUGAAGAAUCUGAUAAAGGAUCCGAAACAGAAACUGAAGAAUCCAAUAACAAUUCUAUUAUGGCUUUA